AAUUUUAAGUCUUUGAUCUAUACUUUGGCUUUUCUCCCUUAUGAUUUACAGUAUUUUAGAGGCUAAAUCUGCGAUAACGACUUUUCUUGAACCGGACAUCCCUGCAGGUACCACUGAAACGUCCAAAUGGAGACGCUGGUUGUUGUUGCACAGUAUCGGAAUCAAUACUACAGCAGAAGCAACUCAAGUUUUCAUGAUAGAUUUGGUUCUUCUCCAUCCAGAAGCUUCAGGGAGAUCAAUUGUAGAACUUUUCAAUCUGAAGUAGGUAUUCUACCUACUACCCCCUUGAAGCCCUCUAACAGUCCUGCUACGAUUAGAAAGGCAUGCUCUUCCCCUCGAACUCCAGCUACUGUUAACCUUCGUUGGGAAGAUGAUAAGCACUUUAACAGUAAUGGGAAAGCCAGUUCAGUGCCUAUUAACAUCGAGGCCAGAAAGUUUGAAAGGUCUUUUAGUGAUGACCUCUCUUCCUCUGAACUCUGGGCGGGGCCAACUUAUUCGAACUCACCUCCUCCCAGUUCAUUGCCGAUCCCUAAAUUUUCAAUCCCUCCAAAGCAAAGUGUAUCGCUUGAUGUGCCAGCUUCAGUAUCGAAGAGAACAGUGUACCCCAUUGUUAAGUCCGCUCCGCCUUCACCUAAAAGGGAACCAUACUCUUCUUCAAGGGGUUUCUUUCUAAGCACUGACUCCGCAACCAGAGACCUUCGUCGUAUUCUCCAUCUGGAUAUACGUUACGAAUGACGAUGGUGGUUCUGAACCCUGUAACAUAAACCAACUCUGCAACUUGUGUUGGUGUUAUUUUGUACAUAAAGAGUAGCUAACUUACUCUGUAUUGUUAGUCUCUGCAACUUCAUUACUGCUUCCUGCAUAGGUGAUGCAAAGAGAACUGCCAGUGGCUGAUUUUCUACAACAGUUUCCAGAUUUAGCUGCAACAAUUGAUGUAUGUGGGUGUGAUUUCAAAUAUAGUUCUCUCUUAAACAGCGUUGAGAGCGGUGAUAUCUGGGGUUUUCCAGAAAUGGGGCAGCUGGUACAUUCAUGUUGUCUCGAGGAAGUGAAUUUUUGAUUAA
Telopea speciosissima is the source of this 1061-nucleotide messenger RNA. RefSeq lists its product as uncharacterized. Lineage: Eukaryota; Viridiplantae; Streptophyta; Magnoliopsida; Proteales; Proteaceae. The record is from RefSeq and is a predicted model, not a curated record. Bases 127 to 735 code for a protein of 202 amino acids. The transcript has a single exon.